GCUUCUACUGUACGUUUACCAGCAUCCGUUCUCCAGCUGUACCGUACAGGCGGAGAGUGUGUGAGAGUGUGUGUGCUGUGCGCGUGAGUGAGAGGGAGAGUGCGUGCGCCUCGAGAGGAUGGCGACGCUCGUGGAAUCCGCAGACAUUACUGAGCCCUUAUGCGGCAGCACCUUGAAGAUGUCUUCCCCAUCCCCAUCGAACCUCUCGUAUCGCUUUGAUGACAGCAGAUUUUAUCUGCUGGUGGUGGUCGGGGAGAUCAUCAGCGAGGAGCAUUUGCGCUGUGCCAUUGCGGACAUUGAGAAAGGCAUCCGGUCAUGGGACACCAACCUGAUGGACUGCAAUCUGGACCAGGAGCUCAAGCUGUUUGUUUCCCGCCACUCGGCCCGCUUCUCCGCAGAUGUGCGAGGACAGAAGAUUCUGCACCAUAAAAGCAACGUGCUGGAGACAGUGGUCCUCAUCAACCCCUCGGAUGAAGCUGUCAGCACUGAGGUGCGUCUCAUGAUCUCGGACACAGCUCGACACAAGCAGCUGGUCCUGGCUGGACAGUGUGUGGAGAGGACAGGUGAGCUCAUCCUGCAGUCAGGCUCCUUCUCCUUCUUCAACUUCAUCGACAUCUUUACUGACCAAGAAAUUGGAGAACUUCUCAGUAGCAUACAUCCAGCUAACAAGGCAAGCCUCACACUGUUUUGCCCUGAACAAGGUGACUGGAAAAACUCAAACCUGGACAAACACAAUCUCCAAGACUUCAUCAACAUGAAACUGAACUCCUCUCUCAUUCUCCCUGAAAUGGAAGGCCUGUCGGAAUUCACUGAAUACUUGUCAGAAUCAGUAGAGGUCCCAAGUCCAUUUGACAUUCUUGAGCCACCAACCUCGGGUGGAUUCCUGAAGCUCUCUAAGCCAUGCUGCUACAUUUUCCCUGGUGGUCAUGGAGACGCGGCACUCUUCGCUGUCAAUGGUUUCAACAUGCUGGUCAAUGGCGGGUCAGAAAGGAGGUCUUGCUUCUGGAAACUUGUGCGCCAUCUUGACCGGGUGGAUUCCAUCCUCCUGACCCAUAUUGGAGAUGACAACCUGCCAGGUAUCAACAGCAUGCUGCAGAGGAAGAUCGCAGAGUUGGAGGAGGAGCAGUCUCAGGGAUCCACUGCCAACAGCGAAUGGCUGAAGAACAUGAUCUCCCCAGAUAUAGGGAUUGUGUUCCUCAACGUACCCCAGAACCUGGAGAAACCAGAGGCAAACUUUCGGGUACGGAGGAACAUCGACGAGGCUGCUGCUACACUGCAUUACCUGAGCAAGCUGUCUCUGACACCAGAACCACUUCAGAGGGGCACUGGAAACACAAUUGAACCCAUCAUACUCUUCCAGAAAAUGGGAGUUGGAAAACUUGAGAUGUAUGUCCUUAAUCCAGUGAAGAACAGCAAGGAGAUGCAGCACUUCAUGAAGCAGUGGACAGGCAUUGAGAAAGACAUGGCUUCCAUUCUACUACCCAAUGGAAAAGAAUCAGAACUACCAAACUCCUACUUUACCUCUAUCUCUUCACUGAUUGUAUGGCAUCCAGCUAACCCAUCAGAGAAGAUUGUGCGUGUGUUGUUUCCUGGCAACGCCACACAGAAUCACAUUUUGGAAGGACUGGAGAAAUUGAAACAUCUGGAUUUCCUGAAGCAGCCAAUGGUGACACAGAAAGAGUUGAACGCUAACAUGGCACCAUCACUUCAACAAGCAAAAAUGAAGCAUAAAACAGAUAGCAAAGAGAGUCUCAAAUCAUUAUCAAGGCCAGCAAGUAGAGGCAUAAAGAGAGAGUCAAGGGAGGAGACACCAGAGAAGGCAAAGGCAGAUACAGAAUCACCUGAGGAAACUUUACAGCAGAAAGAAAAAACUCCAGUGAAAAAAGAAAAGCCAAAGGCUCAAGAGAAGGAGAUGAAAUCUAAAGUUGAGCAAACUCCAGAGAAAAAGAAGGCAGACAUUAAACCAAGAGCUGCUCCCAAGGAAAAAGUCAUGAAGAAAGAGAUGAAAAAAUCAGUUGAGAAGAAAACUGAUGACAAAGAGGUGAAGGAUGUUGUUGAUAAAAAAGAAGAAAAGAAGAAAGAUGAGAAGGUGACACCAAAAAAAGAGGAAAGGGUUAAAAAAGAGGAUAAGAUUAAAAAAGAAGAUGUGAAGAAAGAGGCCAAAAAGGAUGUAAAGAAGGACUUGAGGAAAGAGUCUCCUAUGAAGGCCAGCAAAAAGGAGGACAAGAAAGAAGUAAAGAAAGAUGAUCACAAGAAAGAUGUGUCAAAGCCUACCAAUUUCCUGAAAAGGAAUGCAGCUUCUUCAGCUGAAGCCAAGAAACCUGCCCCUAAGCCAAAGUUGCUGAAAAAAGAUGACACAUCAAAGAAGGAGUUAGGAAGCCCUAUGAAGUCCAAAGAGAAAGGGAAGGUAAAGACCACCAAGAAAGACACUAAAGGUAGUGCGACCAAAGCUGAGACUGCUGCAACAGCAGCUGCUGCUGCUGCUACUGCCGCCGCUGCUGCUGCAGGUGUUGCAGCUGGGCUUGAGGUGGCAGCCAGUGCUGCUGAAGCUCUGGAAGAAGAAAGGUCUUUGAUGUCAACUCCGGAAGACCUCACCAAGGACUUUGAGGUGCUGAAAGCAGAAGAAAUAGUCGAAGAUGAAGAGGCUUUACCUCAGACCAUCACUGAGGAAAUCACACUUGCCAAAGAGUCCCCAGAAGCAGGCGAGUCCCUGGAUGAGGGUAUCACAACAACAGAGCCAGAGGCAGAGAGCGGCGAGACUCCUGAUGAGGUGGAGCCAAAAGAGAAAGCCAGCAGCUUCACCAGUGAGAAGUUUGAAGAUGAGGGAACAGGACUUGAGGAGUCAUCUGAAGCUGGGGACUAUGAAGAGAAAGGAGAGAUUGAUGCAGUGAAGGAGGAGGAGGAACAAAGGAGAGAACUCAAGUCUGAGUUGAAAAUCAAAGAAAAGGAAGAGAGUGAGGAAGAGAGAGAGGAUGAAGCCACUACUGUCGUCCAGGCUGAGACAUCAAAACCAACUCUGUUUGCUUCCACCUCACCAAAGGUAUGCUCCCCCAUUUCUCCUGCUGCUUCAAUUCAUGAUGAAUAUCUUCUGGAAGGUUCUGGAAGUGAACCGGCCUCAGACGAUGAAAACCGAGAUGAACCUCCUGAAGAGUACACCACCUCAGGCCAUACCAUGUCCACCAUUGAGAUUUCAAGUGUGCCAACACCCAUGGAUGGCAUGUCAACUCCAAGGGACAUCAUGAGCGAUGAGACCACAAAUGAUGAGACUGACUCUCCUUCUCAGGAUAUGGCCAGGUUUGGAGGGGCUAAAAUGUCAUGCGAUUUUGAGAGAAAACAGCUCCCAACUCUUCAAGAUGGCCCUGAAGACCACUCAAAAAGCGAGGCCACAGAUGGUGAAGACUAUCAAGCUUCAGCUUCUACUGUCUCACCUACAUCGUCACUGGAAGAAGACAAAAUUGUUGAUUAUUUCAAGGAAGAAGAGGGCGGACGCAAGACUCCUCCAGACUCAUUAAACAAAUUUGGCAUUUGCUCUUCAAGACUGGCUUCUGACUCUUCAAUGGGUCCAAUAGUGAGAUCUCCGUCUGGUGAUAAGAAUGUGAACAUGAGCUUCUUAUCAUCAGGUAUUGCCUCACCCAUUGAACUGGGCACUACCCUCACAGGGAUCCCAUUCGAAAUAGGCGAGAGCUCACUGAGUCCAGAUGAGAAGACCCUGGAGGGCACCUCUUCUCCACAAUCUGCUGGCCAUACACCUUACUAUCAGUCACCACUAGAUGAGAAAGCAGGAACCCUACAACCUGAAGCAGGGGACAAUGCUGAUGGUCCAGUAAUUGUGGAGGUCACAAGUGACAAAGAGGACUCUCCUAAACAAGGGAGUCCUGUGGAAGAGAAAGUUCUCAAAUCUCCAAUAGACAAGUCUGCAUCUCCUAUGUGUGGCUCACCAACAUCUGGAGCAGAAUCCCCAACAAAAAGUGAAAAAGCCGAGAAGGUGUCAACAUUUAAAGAAGAGAGCAAAAUGUCAAUAUCAGAAGGAACAACAUCUGAUAAGUCUGCAACUCCAGUUGAUGAAGGAGUUGCAGAGGACACCUUUUCCCAUGCUGCAUCUGUGUCCACCUCCCUGGCUACCGUGAGUUCUUUGCGAGACCCUACAACUGAUGAUGUUUCACCAUCUCUGCAUGCUGAAGUAGGCUCCCCCCACUCCACAGAGGUGGAUGACUCCCUCUCUGUCUCCAUAGUUCAGCCUCCGACUACUUUCCAGGAAACUGAGUUCUCUCCAUUAAAGGAAGACAGCCCGCGACCAAUGUCCAUCUCCCCAGACACCUCUCCCAAAACCGCCAAGUCCAAGAUGUCCCUUCAGGAGCCUUCCGUCAUGCAGGUCUCCCAGGACUCCCCUGACCAUUCUAUGGCCUCAGAUUUUAGCAAGCAGUCACCACAGCACCCCUCUGCCCCAGGGGCUCGUGGGGUCACUGAAAACGGACCCACAGAGGUGGACUGCAGCCCAUCUGACAUGUACGACCACAGCUCAGUCGGAGAUCACAGGGCCGAGAAGCCAAUGCUUUUCAGAGAGUGUGACUCCCCUUGUGCUGCCUCUGCGACCCCGUCAGAGGCGUCUCAGUCCAGUCCUUCUGUUGCGACUCCUUGUCAGAUUGGGGGACCAAGGGACAUGUCCCCAAGUGCAGCAGCUUCCUCAGGUCCUGCUACCCCAAAAGCAUCCUCCUUAACACACUCUCCUGUGUCCCCAGACUCAUUGGUGUUGGGGGACAAAAGUUCUGAUGGGACGAAUAAGGAAAGUCUGUCUCUGGCUGAAGGAGACACUAAUCCCUUCAAGUGUGAGUCUAAAUCUCCUGUCAGUCCCAAAGCCCCCUCACCAUCUUACCUGCCUCUGUCCUCUAAUUUCUCAGAGUCGCACACCUCUCCAACCUCUGGCGCUUCAAACUUUGAAUCCAAAGAUCCGGACAGCGCCAUGAAGAGCCCCUGUCGUCCAUCCAGGACGGACGUAGAUCUGUGUCUGGUGAAAUCCUGCGAGUACAAGCACCCGAAGACUGAGCUGUCACCAUCUUUCAUUAACCCAAACCCACUUGAGUACUUCAUGAAUGAGGAGAAUCUGAACCCUCUGGAGGAGGAAAAGCCUUUGACCAAGUCUAGCGGAGGGCCUCCUCCCCCUGGCGGGAAGCACCAUGGGAAACAGUGUGAGGAAACCCCUCCAACCUCAGUCAGUGACUCCGUUCCCUCCCAGACAGACUCUGAUGUGCCCCCCGGCACAGAGGAAUGUCCCUCCAUCACAGCAGAUGCUAACAUCGAUUCAGAGGACGACUCAGAGACACUCCCAACGGACAGAACUCUCACAUAUCGCCAUGUGGAUCCUCCGCCAGUGGCUGCCCGUGAUGCCGCUCCAUCCCCUCCCCACCCUGACGUCUGCAUGGUGGACCCAGAUGCCUUGGCAACUGAGGAGAGCAACCAAGUCAAGGAGAAGGAGGGAGAGGAGAAGCCCAAAAAGAAAAAAACAAUGGCGAAGAAGUCUGCAUCACCAGCCCGAAAGAGUGGCAUUUCAAAGACAAGUGCAGUGAAGGAGACAAAAACUGCCUCUCCGAAAAAAAGUGCCAGUGCUAAGGGAGGAGAGGGGAAAGAUGUGAAAAAUGCAACCAACACUUCUGCCUCCCGAGGUGUGAAAAGUGCAGGAAGCAGUAAAACCUCCAGUGGAUCAGCAGUUCCCAACUGCCCCUCGAUGUACAUGGAUCUGGUCUACAUCCCAAACCAUUGCAGUGCCAAGAACGUGGACUCUGAGUUCUUCAAGCGAGUCCGCUCUGCGUACUACGUAGUCAGUGGUAACGACCAGGCUGCCCAGGAGCCCAGCAGGGCAGUGCUAGAUGCUCUGCUGGAGGGGAAAUCGCAGUGGGGAAAUAACAUGCAGGUGACCCUGAUCCCGACACAUGACUCUGAGGUGAUGAGGGAGUGGUACCAGGACACCCACGAGAAGCAGCAGAACCUCAACAUCAUGGUCUUAGCCAGCAGCAGCACGGUGGUCAUGCAGGACGAGUCCUUCCCUGCGUGCAAGAUAGAACUGUGAGGCCGCCAGGGCUGUGAUCUGCAGGCCUUGUGCUGUUUCUAAGGCCCGCAGCUGGGUUCAACUGUCAUAGAAAUGCAGAACUAAAAGGUCUAAUUGAUGUCCCCUCUCAAAACAAUAACCCAAAAAAUGUGUGAAGUCAGAAGAUAUUCUACAACUUAUUUAUCUGAUUUAACUGAUCGGUCACAGUCAUAUUUUAAAAUUGGAGUCUAAAACAUGAGUCGUGGUGAUUUAAACAUACAUUUAAAAGUAUACUGAGUGAGGAGUAUGCGUAAUCAUGUAUCACGGGGAAACUGUCUCAGUGAUGAGAUUGUUUAGUCUGUGGAGAAAGUCAGAGAGCUGAAACUGUAAAACACAAAUAUGUGAGAAAUUAGCAUCUUCUCAGUAAGUUAGCGCCAUUGAGCAACUAAACUGCAGGGCAGCUAUAACAAAAUACUGGACCCAUACAGAAAAUGUGGAAAUACUAGUCUUACAAUGCCAUCAUAAUGAAUGUGGAAGUGGACUGGUUCGUUGUACUUUGGAUGCUUUUAAACGUGUGAAAAGGGAACAAGACUGUGAGGUAAACCAGUCUAGUCAGUAAUGUAGCUUAUAACUCAGAAAAGAUCAAAGAAUCAUCCAUCACAAAUCAAAGGAAAUAGGUAGGUCUACUGUGUUAGAACACAGUAGCUUAGCUGAUAUCAAACAGAAUGUUAUAACCAACAAACCAUUAUAAAGCAGAAUACAGGUGGUGCAAAAUCUUCAUAUUACCACAAUCUACACACCAAAGGAUGAUGAUGGAUAUUUUGUUCGAUAUGCCUUAGAACGUGAAUUGAAUGUACACCAUGAUUGAUGCACUUACUCUGAGAACAGAUGUCCAGUCUGUAUAGAGACAGCAGAUGAUCACAAGUCAAAGGCAGUUCCCCAUAGAAACAGAUGAAUGAGCUGGUAGCAAUGUACUGUAGGCGAAUCAUAGUGUUUGUCCAGCACGAUGUGGAAUGUGUCAGCGGUUAUCUGAAGCAGUCCAGUCCUUUUAUGAUGUAGAGUGCUUUUUGCUUGCAAAGUGGCCUGUGGCUUGUGUCGAAAUGACACACUGACAGGUAAAAAUACCCAACAGCAUCAGAGUUAGUGCUCCUCCUAAAGUUACAAAUAGUACAAUUUAUGUUUUUAUUAGUUUCAAACUCAUAGAAUGAAUAAUGACAAUGAGCUUCCUCAAGUUUUAUUGAUGUCAUGCAAGUGCUGCUCUGCAUAGCAAUGUACGUUAUAAGCGAAGGGAGAGGAACACUAAUUGAUCUGUGGUCGGAGUGGGUUUUCAGGUGUUCUGCUGUGAAGUUCCUAAGUGGCAUAAUUUCCCCCCUUUCUUUUACAUCUGUAUAUUUGCAGGCUAUGUUUAGAGUAUGUUGAUAUUUGCACUAUAUUUUUUUGCACAUGAUUUUUUUUAUUAGUUAACUUAUUCCAAGUCAAUGUUAUCCUUGUGGCUAUUUAUGAUACAUUAUUUAUUUAUGAGUGACUGUGGAAACACUUGCAUUUUGACUGCCAUGACAAAGAUUCAUGUUGAGACUGAGGCUUGAGCUACUUGUUUUCCCGAGGUCGUAUUCUGAAAGAAGAACACUCUACCAGCCGUAUGCAAGCAGAAAAAAUAGUCAUUUUUGAAUUGAUACCCUUUGUUUGAACUUGUUUGUGCAUCUCUCCUUGACUAUUCAACUGCUCGAUUUUCCUGAGUUGAUGAGCCAAAUUCAACCAGAGGCUGUCAGAAUGUGGUACAUCUAUGCUUGAAAGCUGAGCAAGUUUCCUAUCCUUUGGACAUUUUCUUUUCUAGAGCAACACUGUACUAUAAUUAUAGAUAGCUCUGUGGCCGAAUGACUGGAUUGAAGACGUAAGCACGAGUAAUGUAAUCUACUAAACAUUUCUCUCUCUCUCUUACACGAGGGAGGAGCAGGGAGGUCAGGGAUUCCUGAACUGCCAACACAACAAAAUUGCAAGUCUGUUGUUGAAGUGAUUAAGUAUGGUGUGCGAUGUGUGUCCUCUGGGUUUCUGCCAUAUUAUAAGUGCAGGACAGAGAGAGAGAGAGAGAGAGAGAUCCCUUUCUCUGUCAGUGUUGGACAUUUUUGGAUCUUAGACCUGGUCUGUUACUGUGUCUAAGCAAAACUGGUAUCAGGUGGACAGAAACAUGCUACAUUUCUGUCUCGAAGCUUGUCAGAGUUUGUGCAUUGUGACAGAGACCACAAUGAUCCCAAAAUGGCGUCUUUGGUUUCCAGCGCUUUUACGAUGACAGGAUUUCUCUAGAGCUAUACUGUAAUGGUGUGUAGAUAACGUUGAGGGAGAAUGUUUCAUGAGAGAGACAGACUUCACAGUUUCACUUCUGUUUGAUCUACAUGACUCGGACCAUCACCCAACACCUAAAGACAAGAUAACACAACUACCGGACAGACGAACCACCUGACACUCAAUACAGUGGCCAACAUGGCCCCAAGCAUUUAUAUGACAUUGCCUUGCAGCAUUUCACAGAGAUCUACAGGAGUUGAGUUUUAAAAGUUCAACAUAAUACUAACCAAGAACAAAUACAGGACAUCAGGGCUGAACUCAGUCAAUAGUUGUAAAUAGUUGCAGUAGAAGUCUUUUAACUAAGCAAGGAAAAGCAAGAACAUUUUAAGCAUUUAGAAAUCAGAUGAACACUCAGCUUUUGACUUUUCUCUCAGCUUCUCACUAUAUCCAUCUUUUCUUCUCUCUCUCUCUCCCUCCUCUCUAUCUCCCUCUUUCGAGUGAUUGUAAGAGUUUGUUUGCAGCUGUGUAAGGUAUAUAUGUCUUGUGAGCUUGCAUCUACCCUAGCCCUUUCCAAACUCAUAUCUAAUGUAGAGGAUAGUUUCAUGUAAAAGUAUUACCUAGUGCUUUUCUGACAUUUGUGUGCAAUAUCUCAUUUUCCCAACUCAUGUGGGGGCAUUUGAUGUAAAGGGAACUACUAUGGAACACCAAGGGAAACAACACCAUAAUAAAAACUGUUGUGGAAAUCCA
Molecule: messenger RNA, 9049 nt
Organism: Alosa sapidissima (American shad)
Lineage: Eukaryota; Metazoa; Chordata; Actinopteri; Clupeiformes; Clupeidae
Gene: map1b
Product: microtubule-associated protein 1B
Exons: 7
Coding region: 119-6064 (1981 amino acids)
Biological process (GO): microtubule cytoskeleton organization; axonogenesis; regulation of microtubule depolymerization
Cellular component (GO): microtubule; synapse; microtubule associated complex
Molecular function (GO): actin binding; microtubule binding
Source: RefSeq, a predicted model, not a curated record